GAUUUGUCAUUAUGAAAACGUCAUCCCACUUAUUUAUGAGAAAUCUCAGAAAUAUUUUACCACCACGAAAGAUGGAAAAACAUUCAAAUAACAGCAACAAUAUUUCAGCAGAUAGUUUGGAGGAAAAUUUCAGAAAUAAAACUUUACUGGUGGAUACAAAUUCAGAUGAUAAUGUUGAAACAGUGGUCGUGCCGUUUUACGAUAAAGACGUGGUCAUGAGGGUACCGAAAGACAUAAAACGUAUAAAACAAGAAAAAAUGAAGCCAAAACCAAAAGUAAAAAAAGAACAGAAUGCUUCGAGCUAUCUCAUUAACAAAAAUUUGCAAGGCAAACGCUCAAGCACAUACUUAGAGAAAUUCCGGACUCAGUUCCUCCCAAAUUAUAUCGAAAAUAAACAGAACGAACCAGAGAUUCGUUCUAUCUCACCCGAAGUCGGAGAUACAGACAGAGGCAACUUGAGCUUUGGGGACGAAGAACAGAGCAAUCCUAUCGAAGAAUUUCAUAACACGGAAGUCUACAAUGAAAUAUACUACGAGAACCUUCUUCAGAGGGAGGUACCUAACUAUUCAGACACUUCUUCGGUUGAAGAUGUAUGUUUCAAUUAUGAUUUAGAAAACAAGUCACCUGAGGAUAACCUUAAAAGCGUUUCUGAAGUUUCUCAACCUCGGCGACCAUUUAGGCGUGUUAUGUUGGAACCUAAUGUUAAUGUCAAGCUUGGAGGUCUCGGUCCCGAUCUAGAGUCGAUGAGACCUCAGAUGAUGAGAACUAGAAGUCUCCAAAGAUACUCUGACAGGGUUAGAGAGGCGAAUAGGGUCAGUAUUUACAAGAAAACCGUUACCGAAAAUAAACAGAGCGACAUGGAAUGUGAACUAAAGUCGGAAAGAAAGUCGACUCAUCGUACACCAACACGAAGGGUGACGGAAGAAAAAGUAUCGUAUUUAGUCAAUAAAUCUGCUGACAAAACUGUCCAAGUGCUGCGUAAAAGUCAUGUUUCGAAGUCGACUAAUCCAAAUAAGAAGAGUGAGGUACAGGAAAACGAUGGUGAACAUUCAAAUAGGAAGUCAGCAGGCAAGAAGGCCUUGGAGAAACUGAGGCACCGAAACAAACCUGCACAUGUUGUUGACGUUGAGAAAAGAAUGAAAAAUGAUUCAAUAGAAGUGAGAGUCAAAAGUGGGACUAAAACUAUUAAAACGGAAAUAAAACCGAAGAACAACCUCCAAGUACCUCCAAUUCAUAUAAGCUUCCUUGUUAAUGUUGAGCAUAACACUGGCAAUGCGUUAAAGAAUCUCGAGGAGAAACACCGUCGGUAUCAGGAGAUGGUUAAACAGUAUGUAAAUGAUUAUUCUUAAUUUAAUUUUAAUUUAUUGCUUAUAUUUACGGUGUUUUUAAUUAUUGUUGCUGAAACACAUUUUAAUAAAGGUUACUGAAUAAAACGGA
Molecule: messenger RNA, 1437 nt
Organism: Cydia amplana
Lineage: Eukaryota; Metazoa; Arthropoda; Insecta; Lepidoptera; Tortricidae
Exons: 1
Coding region: 12-1349 (445 amino acids)
Source: RefSeq, a predicted model, not a curated record